AUGAGAAUGUGGGUAUUACAUGAGAUCUUUGUUGAACAAGUUAUGAAGACUGAAAGGCUUGAUGCAUCCAAUUACCGUCCUACUCGUCUUAAGGCAAGAUUACAAAGAGACUAUCCACAACUUGUCUUUCACCGUCCUAUAGUCAGAAAUCGAAGCGAACUUGUCUUUGUUGAAGAGCUAUCAGUAGGUGAAGUAGCAGAGACCUGUGGAACAGCAGAUACUGAACGAGCAGACUCAGAAGAGAGUGACAGCGACGAGGAAAUGAUUAGUGAAACUCCAAUUGAUAAAAAGGAAGUCACCUUGAAAGAGUAUUACGAUGUUGCUAUGGCUUUACAGAAUGCUAUAAAAAGAGCCCGAGCUAUGGAUUCAUCUUGGCCACCACAUCUGUCGAUCUCUCCACGACCCAAGUGCUGA
Molecule: messenger RNA, 414 nt
Organism: Paramuricea clavata
Lineage: Eukaryota; Metazoa; Cnidaria; Anthozoa; Malacalcyonacea; Plexauridae
Source: the annotation of a GenBank genome assembly